AUGUCGUCAUAUAAAAUAUUAGAAAAAAACUCAACAAGUGCUCUAUUAAAUGUAGAAGAUUAUCAUCAACAAGCAAAAGAAAAAUUAGAUAAAAUGAUAUAUGAUUUUUAUAGUACCGGUUCAGAUGAUCAAUUAACAUUAAUCGAUAAUCAAGAAUCUUUUCAACGAAUAAAAUUACGUCCAAAAGUACUCAUUGAUGUUUCAUCACAUCAAAGAGAAAAUUCUCUAAAUUGUCAAACACAACUUUUACAAUCUACAGCGACAAUUUCUUUUCCAUGUAUUAUUGCUCCAACAGCUUUACAUCGACUUGCACAUAGAGAAUAUGGAGAAUUGGCAACUGUUCGAGCAGCUGUUGCUUGUUCUACAAUAAUGUGUGUUAGUACUGCUGCAUCAACAUGUAUGGAAUUAAUUGCUGAAGAAUAUCAACAACAAAUUAAAACAAAUUAUCCUCAAAGUACUUCACAAUUAUGGUUUCAAUUAUAUGUAUUAAAAAGUCGUCCAUGUACGAAAAAACUUAUUCAACGAGCCGAAAAAUCUGGUUAUAAAGCUUUAGUUUUAACAGUUGAUUUAUGUGUUGUAGGUAAUAGAGAAUGUGAUGUUCGAAAUCAAUUUUCAUUACCUAAUGGAAUUCAAGCUGAAAAUAUGAUUGAUGAUGAAACAAAUGAUUUUGCUAAAGAUUAUAAUGUACCUUCAGAAGAUGAAGCAUUAUCAUGGAAAGAUCUUGAUUGGAUACAAUCAAUCACAUCAUUACCUUUAAUUCUUAAAGGUAUUAUUCAUCCUGAUGAUGUUCGGAAAGCUCUUAAAUAUUCUGUACAAGGUAUUAUUGUUUCAAAUCAUGGUGGAAGACAACUAGAUACAUGUUUAAGUACAAUUGAUGCUUUACCUUAUAUUAUCGAUACUAUUCGUACAGAAAAUCAACAAAUCGAUGUUUAUGUCGAUGGUGGAAUACGGCGAGGAACAGAUAUUUUGAAAGCAUUAGCAUUAGGUGCUAAAGCAGUGCUUAUUGGACGACCAAUUUUAUGGGGAUUGGCAGUUGAUGGAGAACAAGGAGUUAAAAAAGUAUUAGAUUUAUUGAAAAAAGAAUUUCGAUUAGCUAUGAUGUUAUGUGGAUGUCAAACUAUUGACGAUAUUAGAAAAAAUAAUCUGUUAAUAAUGAAUUAUACAUCCAAAUUGUAA
Molecule: messenger RNA, 1176 nt
Organism: Adineta ricciae
Lineage: Eukaryota; Metazoa; Rotifera; Eurotatoria; Adinetida; Adinetidae
Source: the annotation of a GenBank genome assembly